Eucalyptus grandis is the source of this 988-nucleotide messenger RNA. RefSeq names its product ubiquitin-conjugating enzyme E2-17 kDa. Gene Ontology annotation, molecular function: ubiquitin conjugating enzyme activity. Gene Ontology annotation, biological process: protein polyubiquitination. Gene Ontology annotation, cellular component: nucleus. The record is from RefSeq and is a predicted model, not a curated record. Lineage: Eukaryota; Viridiplantae; Streptophyta; Magnoliopsida; Myrtales; Myrtaceae.
UUUUUUUAAAUACGGUUGUUGGGUUCAUUUUUUUUUUUUAAUCGUUUAAAGGCUCCGUGAACUUGUCGCCGUUGUUUUCUUCUUCCUUGUUGAUUUCGUCAAGCUUCCAUUUUUCUCUCUGGAAUUCCUCUCUCGCCCUCUCUCUCCCUCUCUUCUCUGGAUCGGAGCUGCGUCGAUGGCUUCCAAGCGAAUCCUGAAGGAGCUCAAAGCUCAGAAAGACCCUCCUACGUCCUGCAGUGCCGGCCCUGUGGGAGAGGACAUGUUCCACUGGCAAGCAACAAUAAUGGGUCCUACGGAUAGUCCGUAUGCCGGGGGAGUAUUUCUAGUAACUAUCCAUUUCCCUCCAGAUUACCCAUUUAAACCCCCUAAGGUAGCGUUUAGGACCAAGGUCUUCCACCCAAAUAUCAACAGUAAUGGCAGCAUUUGUCUUGACAUUCUAAAGGAGCAAUGGAGUCCUGCCUUAACCAUUUCCAAGGUCUUGCUUUCAAUCUGUUCGCUUUUGACGGACCCGAACCCAGACGAUCCCCUGGUGCCAGAAAUCGCUCAUAUGUACAAGACCGACCGGGCCAAGUACGAGGCAACUGCGAGGAGCUGGACCCAGAAGUAUGCCAUGGGCUAGGGGCUACUUGCUGCAACCUAUUACCAAGGAACUGUCCGUUGUUGUCUUUCGCUGUAUGAGUUGAAGGUGAGGCCUGCAAUUUAUUAUGACUGGCAAGCAAUAUAUGUGUGUCUAGUUUGGUCUGUCGUGCAAAUGAGGACACUGGAUAUUUCCCGGCCUGUCUGAACCACCAAAAACUGUAGUUGAAUGUUGUAAAGUCGAUGCUGUUUUCUUCGGUUGUGUAGAGGGGAUUUACAUUGAACAUGUGAUUGGCUAGUCCUGCAGAUCUGUUCGCUCUGCAUAAACCCGAUAACUCGCUAUAAACUCGAGGGCCCUCGGAUUUGACAUAUCUGUUGAUCCAGGUUCUGAAAAUAGAUGAUGUUCUUGUCA